Messenger RNA from Lytechinus pictus (painted urchin), 5532 nucleotides. RefSeq names its product regulating synaptic membrane exocytosis protein 2-like. Gene Ontology annotation, molecular function: small GTPase binding; transmembrane transporter binding. Gene Ontology annotation, biological process: regulation of membrane potential; positive regulation of synaptic transmission; regulation of synaptic plasticity. Bases 120 to 4667 code for a protein of 1515 amino acids. Lineage: Eukaryota; Metazoa; Echinodermata; Echinoidea; Temnopleuroida; Toxopneustidae. The transcript has 12 exons. Gene Ontology annotation, cellular component: cytoskeleton of presynaptic active zone; presynaptic membrane. The record is from RefSeq and is a predicted model, not a curated record.
UAUGGGUGUGCAAGCUUUGUCGGAAGAAGCAGGAAUACCUGACAAAGACAGGACAAUGGUAUCAUGGUGGGACAAAGACACCCCCUUCUACUCCAGGAGACAAACUCAAGCGAUUGGCCAUGUCAACAGAAUCCCUGUCUGCAGCCCUAUCAUCAGCACCAAGCACUCCUGGGGCAGGAGGACCUCCAAACACACCCUCGACGACUGCGGCAAGAGCCGGAACAAUGACGACAACAACGAGCCCUUCAUCGACGACAACGGUGACAACGACGACCAAGACAGUAUCACCAGCAUCAUCGACAUCAUCGAGCCUGAACCUUAGGGACAGAGAAAGACUGAGUGAUAGCAAAGCGCCUUCCAUACGUGGACAACCGGGUAAAGACGGGACACCUCUAGGUGGAGGCCAGUCCAAGGGUCUGUCAAGAGGGGGUAGCCAACAUGCGCCUUUAACACGCCAGCUUUCAAAGGAUGAUGACUCUGUACCGGGCACCCCUAGACCAGUGCAUAGACCACAUGGUAGAGACAGCUUGAGACAUGUACAUGAUCGGGAUAUACCAGGGAAUAGAGGGUCAAGGCGUGAACCUCUCCACGGCUCUAGCGGGGACUUGCAUCAUAGAGAUCAGGAUAGGCAUCGGGAUAGGGAUAGGUACCCUCGCAGGGACCGACCGGGCGACCGUGAUCGGUCAGUAAGUGGUGAUAGAUAUGGACCCAGACAGGCUGGGGAUCGUGCCAACUAUGCAGGAAGGGGAAAGCUUCCAGGGCCCGAACACGAGCCGGACGGUCGCAAGUACCCCGAACCAGAUCAAUACAGAGAUCGUCGGGAACGUUACCCUGAGAAUGAUCGGUAUCCUCCCAGAUACCAUGAAGGUGAUGGGCCAGGGAGAGGCUUUCCUCCGGAAGAACGAUUCUACUCGGAUGAUCAAGAGAGGGGUAGACAUUAUCACAAGGAGCCUGUGUCCAGGACCGCAAGUGGACGAUCCCUGGACCGUCAAAGACGGAUGUAUGAUGAUCCUCAGCAGGAGUUUCUGCAGGAUGUUUACUCUGACUCUUCUAGUGUUGUAGGUAAACGAGAUUCAAUCAAUAGAAUAGAAGGAAUGGAACCUCCUUCGGGUCCUAGUGAGAUCGAGCCUCAUAUAGAGAGGAGACCUCGUGAUCGCGAUAGGAGAGACCACAUAACUCAUACAGUGCCAUCGAAUGUUCGCGAGAAAGAGCGUAUCCCAAGUGACUUUGGGCCACCACCUGUGCAAUAUGGAAUGCAUCGAUCCUCGAACUAUGGUAAUUCUGCCGGGAAGCGAGGAAACCAUGGGCAUAGACACACAAACGCGGGGGAAGACAUCCCUGACGCGCGAACGCGGGAUUUAUACGGAGUGCGGACUGACGUGACGCCAAAGCAACAUCUAGACCCCAGUUCGGCGGCGGGGAAAGUGAGUGCAAAAGAUUCGCGCAAGACGGACUCCAUGAUACGCAAUGACUCUUUAAGUUCGGACCAAAGCGAGUGUGUGCGCCCGCCACCUCCUAAACCGCACAAAGGGAAAGGGAUGAGGAAGAGACGUGAUUACUCAUUGAGCAGUUCCGAGGAGGAAAUAAGAUCAACGCCAGACUAUACCAGCUGCGAUGAGGGGGAAAUAGAAAGCGGUAGCAUCAGCGAAAGAGGGUCAGGGGAGUUAGACAUCACAUCCAGUCCCGCUACAGCAGGAUCCAAUAACCAUCCAGGGCUUGCGUCGGGUCACGGGGUCAAGUCGUCCCCGACGGGGGCGCCCGCGCCCUCCUCCUCCUCCCAUCACAUCCGACACCACUCUGAGUCGGAGAUAAACCUGGUGUCGUCCCCCAAGAAAAUUGUGCACUUUGGGCGUGGCGAGGCGGGGCACUCGCUGGAGGAGGACGACAGACAGAUCAAAGAUUCGGGGAUCGACACGUGUAGCAGCACCACGCUCAACGAGGAGCAUAACCUAGGGGCAAAGUACCCUGUAAAUUGGCAACCUGACAUGGAGAACAACGUCCUGAUUGGUCAGAUGGUUUUGAGGAAGAACCAAUCAGAGGCUUGCACACAUCAAGACUCCAGCGCCAUACUAGGGUUGAAGGUGAUUGGUGGGAAGAUGAAGGAGGCGGGGCGACUGGGGGCGUUUAUCUCUAAGGUUAAACGAGGUAGCAUAGCGGACACUGUGGGUCAUCUACGGGCAGGUGAUGAAGUUCUCUCAUGGAAUGGUCAUAAUCUUCAAGGGAAAGAUCUCAAUGAAGUUUAUAACAUCAUCUUUGAAUCCAAGAGUGAACCUCAGGUUGAGCUUGUGGUUGCAAGACCAAUGGGAAGUGAGAUUCCUCCUUCUUCCAGGGAUAAGAUAGCCCAGUUCCAGUCUCCGAGACCAGACUCUAUCAUGAAGAGAAGCAGUCAAAGUUCGAGUGGGUAUGAGUCCAACAAGCCAAAGGAAGAAGAAGAGCCGAUGCCGAUUGUUAGUAGGGUCAAGCGGCCCUCGGUGACCAUCACUAGCCCAGGAAGUCCUGGCCUACCAAGAAGGAACACAUCCCCUACUGCCUUGGGUGAAAUUCAGAUCAAACUUUGGUACGAUAGCAAUAAUUACCUGAUCAAUAUGACAGUCUUGACGAUGCAUGGGGCGCAACCAAGAGAUACGGGGGAUCUCCGCAACCCCUAUGUAAAGGUCUUCCUACUACCAGAUAGAAGUGAGGAGACAAAACGACGGACCAAGACCAUUCAGAACACGCUCAGCCCGAAAUGGAACCAAACCUUCACCUUUGGCCCCAUCAAGAGGUCAGAGUUCAGGGGUCGUGACCUGGAGGUCACCGUCUGGGAUUUUGAACAAUACGGUGCUAAAGAAUUCCUGGGACAGAUGAUACUUCCCCUAGAGGGAGCCCCGUUUGACGGCCAGUCCCACUGGUACUCCCUCUACCCUCACGGCAGCUCACGUAACCAGCCUUCCUCGCCACCCCAGCAACCUCCGCCACAACCCAAGAAACAACUCCCGCUCACCACGAACAACAACGGCAACCCUGGCAUGCACGACAUCAUCGGCAAGCGCAUGGCCCAGGAGAACGGCAACAUGCGAGAACAACUCUCCCCCAGCUCAGUGGGUCGGAUCACGGACAGCGAUGUCUCCGACUUUGAUGAUGGACUGACCGGCCUAUCAGUGACACCUCCAACUCAAGAGGACCUGACACCGAACGAAGAACCCAUGCCCAGCAAACAGCGACGCAACUCGCAGAGCACGCUUGCCGUUCCCGAGAGAGUGUCCCGGAGGCCACGAUCCCCGUCCCCCAUCAGGAAAGAGAGAGGGAGAACGAGGCAUUCCGAACCAGCAAUAGAAUAUGGCAGACAACAUCGAGCACAGGACCUGCAGCAGGAGAUGGAGAGGGAUCGCGAUCAAGAUCGAGAUCGGGACCGCGACCAACCUUUGGAUAGAGACCGGGAAAGGGACCGGAAUCACACCAGGGAGAGAGGACGGGAACGUGACCGCGACCGAGAUCUUGACCGCGAACUGGACCGCGAGAGAGAGCGCGAUAUGUACUCCUACAGGGGCACGGAGGUUGAUGAUAUAAGGACUUCCCCAAAUUCGACAUCUUCCCGGGGUCACGAACGUGAGUCCCCUCACCGCUUAGACCGUAGCUCGCCCCCGCGUCGGGAGCGCGAGCACCGCUCAAGGACACUCUCCCCUCCUAACAUGUACGAAUACGAUGAGCCCCGGAGAUCCCGGUCGCCAAGCCGCCGGUCGGUCGAUACCUCGCAGUCGGACUCGUACCAGCGGCGUAGCAGGUCCGAGAACCGAGGGGAGAUGGAGUACGACAGACAGUACAGAGGGCGCCACAUGCUUCCUCCUCCUACGUCGGGUCUAGAUUCCUCCAGUUUACCCAACUCUCCUAUCCACGCGGGACGUAACAGUCCUUCCUCUACCCCUUCAACGCCACGCAAGCAACAGCGAAGGCUACCCCAGAUACCCCCUUCAUCCAAAGCUGAUAAAGGCACUGCCGACAUCGAAGAGCGAGCCAGGCAGAUCAAGCUGAAGAUGAGCCAGUACAAGCAGGCCGCUUCCGCCAACACCCUCUCCCCUCACGGAAGCGGCGGGGGUAUUGGCGGUGGUGGUGGCGGAAGCCUAGAGAGGGGGUCCCACAUGGGGUCGCCGGGCCACGACAUGUCCCUCCCUUUCCAGCAUUCCUCGCACCGACGCAAGCAGAGCCCCGACAACAUCAGCAUCAAGUCCUCCGACAGCAACCUGUCAAGCACCAGCGACGUUUCGGCCGUAACAGCUGCGAGUACGGCGAGUGCCUUCUCAACGCAAUCGGAGCGCCCCCGGCCCACCAGAAAGUUCAGUACACUCUCUCUAAACUCCUCGGGUAGAAAUCGCAGUGCUAAGCAUAUUCACUCUGCGUCACGUAAAAAGCGUAGCUUAUCAGAAAGUCAGGUCAAGCGGUCUCCACGGAGCGGGGAACGAGGGCUCUUUGUUCGGCUGAUGCGGAGGAAACUCGGCAGACACCGAGAGGAGAGGUUGGAGGAUGUUGGCCACCAGGUCAAGGUUCAGAGGUCAGAGCAGGUGUUCCGGGGUGAGAGUGGGCAUGUCCAGGGUGAAAGUGGGCGUGUCCAGAAGGCGGAGCCAAGAAUGGUUGCUAUUCAGAUGCUUUACUACUCCGAUGGCUCGGAUAACGAGGACGAGUACAUCUAGAAUUCAAAGAGCGAAGUAAUCUGCAAAAAUGAACUUUGACCUAGUGCAUCUCAAGAGGAGAAUUGACUCGUACUAUAUCUGAGAAGUUUGUCCAAAAUAUGACCUUAAAACAGGCCUAUAGAAUCAAUCUCUUGUAAAUUAAAAAGGAAAUUUCUUUAGUAGAAGUAUAUUAUGGAUUUAAGUAUAUUCUGCACUAUAAAUAUCAAAUCAAAACAGAAGGUGAUUCAUCAUUUUUUUAAACUGAUGAAAUUGUUUCUUUUUAUUUCUCUGAAUUCACUUUUUAAAAGUUCUAAUAGUCAUUUCCCUAUGAUUUUGUUUUAACACCCAUUAUAUUUAUACACAUAAAACUUAACAUUUUUUGAUUAAUCAUACAAUUAUAGAAUAAGGAAUCAAUGAAAUCAAAAUGUUUGAAUAAGACAACAUUUCAUAAACUUUCAUGUAACAUUCAGUAGUUCUUGUAAUCAGCAGUUUAUGUAAGUUUCAGAACAAUUACCAAAUCAGUUGACAAAGCAUUUAUGUCCCUAAAGCUUUUUUUAAACCAAAUGUCAUUGCUUUAAUGACCUUCCAUCAGGGAUUAUGAACGUGAAUGUCCUCGUAAUUUCUAUUUAAAACAUGGUUACAUGAUUUUUCAGUUACCUUCUACACCGUUGAAAGAAAAGCAUAUUUUUCUGUCCUAAAGCUUUUAUAACCAACUCUCCUUGCUUUACCUUUCAUAAGUACAGAAAUCAAUGAGUCAAAGUUUUCUUUUAUAGUUCAGUGAUGGAUGGACUUCCAAAAUAUAUAAAACACAGACAACAUAAGGAAAUGUCCUUGUAAUAUCUAUUUAAGGAUGGUACUUGAUUUGAAGUUACCUUCUACACCAUUG